UCUCGCGAGAAAACUUUUAGGAACUGGAAUUCGCCGGUUCCUUGUCACCUUUGUUGCAUUGUUAUUAGCUUGGGUUCGAGAAAAAAAAAAAAAGGCAACUAUUUUCAGUUAUUAUAAAUAUUAUUUCUGAUUUACUAUGCGUAGCAAGAAAGGAGCUAAGAGCAAAAUGGCCAAUUCUGAGGAAGUUCUUACUGAAAAUAACUCCGAUGAAGUGCAAGUAAAAGGAAAAUUAGAUGAAAAGUCUGAAAGUUCGAAAAAGCGUAACGUUAAAGACGCCGAAUCGGGAUCCGAUGUUGAUGAUGUGAAGCAUGAAGGAAGUGAUGAAGAGGAAAAGAAUUCAUCCGAUGAAGAUGUGAAAAUUGAUGAGAAAAAAGGCAAAAAACCUGCUAACAAAAAAGAAAAAGGGGAAAAGAAAGCUGCUGCUGAAAAUUCUGCCUCAGACGCCGAGUCCAAAGAUGGUGACAUCAAAUCAGAAGAUGACGCCGAAGAGGAGAAACCACCUAAAAAGAAUGAUAAAAAGGCAACUAAGGGCAAAGGAAAGGAAAAAGCAUCAACUCCAGCCAGACGGGGUGGUAGGGCUAAAGGUACUCCUAAGUAUAGAGAAGAUUCAGGGUCAGAUGAUGAUGUUAAAGAAGUUGAUGCUGAUUCUGAAGAGGAAAAGCCAGCAAAGAAAAGAGGUAGAAAAGCACCACCUAAACCAAAAGCUACACCUUCAAGAAGAGGAGGAAGACAAAAACAAUCUGCCAAAUAUGCAGAAGAUUCUGGAUCAGAUGAGAAAGAUGGGGAUGCUGGUUCAGAUUCUGAGGAGGAACCUUCUAAGAAAAAAGGCAAAAAAUCUGCACCUGCCAAGGAAAAAGCAACUCCUGUUAGACGUGGUGGUCGCGCUAAACCUCCUGCUAAAUACACUGAAGAUUCCGAAUCAGAAGAACCCGCUGUAACAUCAGAUGUGGAGGAAGAGGAUUAUGAACCAGAAAAGAAGGUUGCUAAGAAGAAAGGUGCUGCUGCCAAGAAUGGAGUUGUGAAUAAAGCAAAAUCUACUCCUGCUAAGCGUGGAAGAAAGCCUAAAAGCCCUGCCAAGAAAGCAGAAAGUUCUGCAUCCGAAGACAAAGAAGAUGAAGAGGAGGAGGAAGAAGAAGAGGCACCACGAAAAAAGCAGAAAGUUGGAUCAAAAGAUGAUGACAAACAGGAUGAUUCUGCAAAGGUUGAUAAAGAAGCUAAAGUUGUCUUGGAGCACUGUACAUCGUGACAAGUUUUCCGUAGAAAAGCCGUUGCUCUGAAGGAAGACAUAGAGCAGGCUUUCAAACUGGUGAAUGUCUCUGUGAAUCCUAAAAAGAACCCUCGAGGUAGUUUUGAAUGCAUUUUGGUUAAUGAAGAUGGAAGUUCCCUUGUUUUAUGGAGUGGUCUGAAGAAAGGACCACCUCGCAAACUCAAGUUCCCAGAGCACGAGCAUAUCAUCAAGAUGUUAAAAGAAAAACUUUAACUCAUUUUCAUUCAUCAAUUAGUUUAGCAUGCACUUUUUUUAAUCAUACAAUAUCAUAAGAUGAAAGAAUGUUUUACUGGCAACGAUUAAAUUUUGUGUACUCAAUGAAAAAUUCUUGAUUUAAAAUUAAUAUUUUAAAGUUUUGUACUUAAAAGUUUUUUUUUUUUUGUCAUCCAUUGCUAUUUCAAAAUUUUGAGAAUCAAGUUUUAAAAAUUACUUAUUAUACAUUUUCAUUUAGUUUAAAUUUUUAUGUAAUUUACUACAUUAUGUUUGCAUGCCAUUGUUUCAUUUGUGUAAUUUUUUGUUUAAUUGCAUCUUUUUUUAUUCUUGUGUUGUAAUUUUUUUUCCUUUGACAUAUAAAUUCUGAUUCAUUUGCAUAAUUUAGUAUGAUUUAUAUUUAUCCA
Argiope bruennichi is the source of this 1884-nucleotide messenger RNA. RefSeq names its product ABC transporter F family member 4-like. The transcript has a single exon. NCBI's taxonomy places the organism in Eukaryota, Metazoa, Arthropoda, Arachnida, Araneae, Araneidae. The record is from RefSeq and is a predicted model, not a curated record.